This is a messenger RNA of Nasonia vitripennis (jewel wasp), 2707 nucleotides long. Its product is annotated as CTL-like protein 2. Gene Ontology annotation, cellular component: membrane. Bases 376 to 2370 code for a protein of 664 amino acids. The record is from RefSeq and is a predicted model, not a curated record. Gene Ontology annotation, molecular function: transmembrane transporter activity. The transcript has 9 exons. Gene Ontology annotation, biological process: transmembrane transport. NCBI's taxonomy places the organism in Eukaryota, Metazoa, Arthropoda, Insecta, Hymenoptera, Pteromalidae.
CUAUAGCGGCACACGCACUAGCAGCUGCAGUUGUUGGUGUCAUAUGAUACCGUAUAGGUGAGUUGAUGUUAUUUACUGCGGAGAAGCGUUUUUCCGAGCUGCGUGACGAGAACCAGUGCAAUUUUCUUCGCAACCAAGCCAACGUUUUCAUUGCAAAACGCGACAGUAUUAUGUGAGGUGAAUAUUGUAAUGAGAGGAGGCUUCAUACAUUAUUGCUUUGCUCGUCGUUCUGUUAUUGCGUCUUUCGCUGCAAAUAUGAAUAACAGCCUACUGGGCUGUGCCAGAGAACAGUGACGCAUAUUUCAUAUAAUCGGGCCUAAGUGGCAUCGCGCGGGUGUACUGCAGGGGGUAUUGUGCACAAAAUACAAGGAGAUAAUGGCGGCCAACGAGACAUACGGUACGUUUUUUUCAGAAACUUCGAGAUUGGUACCGGAUGGUGCACUGUCCGAAGGGCCUUUGAAAAGAAGCAGACAGUGUACCAACCAAUUUUGGCUCUUCGCAUUCUCUGUUUUCGCAAUCAUUUGGAUAUCAAUAGCCAUUCAUACGAUUUCAACUGGAAAUAUACAAAAGCUAAUCGUACCGACCGACAGCGAAGGGAGAAAAUGCGGCAUCGACUUGGACGUGCAAGACAAGCCUUAUCUUGUAUUCUUCGACUUGACCAAGUGCGUCAACAAUAGAUGCGAUACGACGCAAGUUUGCCAAACGAAAUGCCCUGACAGCAACUUUGUGUACCAAAGUAGCAGCAACGAUACUGUUCUACCGGCAGAUGUAAAAAACAAAUUGAUAUGCCAAAUCGACGUCAACGUUGAUCUUAUAAAGGAUUGGAGCACAUUGGAUUACUACGUUGCUCGAGGAAAAUGCGCCAACUGGUACCUCAAGAGUAAACCGAUAAUCAAACGAUGUAUUCCCGAAACUCCAAUACCUCUCGAAUUCAAUUCCACAAUUACGAACGAUCAGCUAAAGAACGCGACGAGCAUAGUUCUGCAGCUGGCGAAUUUCGAGAAAAACUUGGAGAAUAUAUAUCACGACGUUAUUGCAACAGGAUAUCCGAUCCUCGGAUUUAUUGGUCUGAGUGCAGUAUCAGCCUUUUUAUACAUAAUUUUGUUGAGGUGGCUAGCUAAACCAUUUGUUUACGCUACGAUUAUUAUAAUCUGCGCUUUCCUAGUCUACUUGAUUUACGAAUCGUCGGUCCAGUAUUCUAUACAAGAAUCUUCGGAGUGGAUAUACGUUCUUGUAUUUUGUAUAAUCCUACUCAUCGUCGUUGUAUUAUCGACAAUUUUCUUGCGCAAGAAAAUUACUCUGGCCUGUCAGUUGAUCAAAGAAGCGAGCAAAGCUGUAGCCUGCAUCUGGUCAAGUUUAUUCUUCCCUUUUGUCACAUGGAUACUCCACGUAAUCGUCGUGGUUGCCACAGCAUCAGUACUGCUUUAUUUGUGGACAAUGACAAAUCCAAAUUAUCAAGUCCAUCUUCAGGAAAUGGUACCCAACACGUGCAUCUGUCCGCCAACGCUCAAUUACACCAACAAUGCUACUUGUGAUCCAGAGAUAUUCAAAUUAGAAUGUCGCGAUGUGAACGGCGGCCAAUGCGUGUCGGCAGGCUGUUACUUAACUUCUGUGACUAUUCCUGAUCGAAUUUACUUAUAUCACACAAUUAAUUUUAUUGCAUUUUUAUGGUUUUCAUUUUUCGUAUCGGCAUUCGAACAAAUGAGUCUUGCUGCAGCAUUUGCAGCAUGGUACUGGACAUUCAACAAACACAAUGUCCCUACCUUUACUCUUGUGAAAAGUACUUGGAUUUCAUUGAGGUAUCACAUAGGUACUUUGGCUUUUGGUUCACUCAUAAUGUGGAUUAGUGAUAUUAUUCGCAUUCUCACAAAGCCAUUCACUUCUGACUCCAAUGUGUUGCCUAAUCAACCAUUACUAUGCAUUAGAGCUUUUGCUGAUGUUAUUAUGAGCUUCCUGCAAUAUGUUAACCGAAAUGCAUACAUAAUGUGCGCUAUUCAUGGAAAAAACUUCUGCUCUUCUGCAAGAAAUGUAUUUAAGCUUAUAACCAGGAAUAUAGUUCGAGUCGUCGUUAUAACCAAUGUCACUGACUGGCUACUCAGAAUCGCAAAUUACUUCAUUGUGAUUAUUACUGUUGUCUUAACCUUGGGAUAUUAUAGCAAUAAAGAACCUGGUACCAUCAAUGAUUUGAAAGUUCCAGUGGUGAUGGCUUUCUUGGGAUCCUACUUAAUAACAAGCGUUUUCUUCAAAGUACAUAGAGCAGCAGUAGAUACGCUUUUCAUUUGCUUCCUUGAAGAUUCUGAAUGCAAUGAUGGCUCGGUAGAAAAACCAUUUUAUAUGAGUAUGAGACUGAAACAAUUAUUGAAAAAGUGAUUGCAAUAUUAAUAUUAGUUUGUGAUAAGUAAUAAGAAAACAGACAACAAUAUUGUUUAUAUAAACGAGUUGUAUUUUCUGAAUUCACACAAUUAUACGUUGUUUAUACAAAAAGAUAAAAAAUUAACAUAAUAGUCUUGUGUUAUACUGUAAUACAUACUUAAAAUCCGUUUGCAUACGCUGCAGAUAACGUAUAUAAACAAUAAUCAACACAUUAUGAUGAUAUAUUUCAUACCACUCUUAGAUUAUAUAGAAAAGGCACAUACGGCGUUUUAAAAUUAUACAUAUACAGGAACUGGACAGUCAAAUAUUAAAAUAAAUUCAUUUGACUCGAGAA